This is a messenger RNA of Eucalyptus grandis, 363 nucleotides long. RefSeq names its product antifungal protein ginkbilobin-like protein. Bases 1 to 363 code for a protein of 120 amino acids. The record is from RefSeq and is a predicted model, not a curated record. Gene Ontology annotation, cellular component: plasmodesma. The transcript has 2 exons. Lineage: Eukaryota; Viridiplantae; Streptophyta; Magnoliopsida; Myrtales; Myrtaceae.
AUGGCUUUAAAGAAGGUUGAGCUUAAGCUCAUUUCAGAUACGACCCUGAUAAACAAGAUUUGCAAUGGCAACGUUUAUGGAAGUGGUGAUCCUUACGCGAGUAGCGUAUCGUAUGUCCUUGAAGAUAUGGCAACUGUUACGGCAAACCACCCUGGUUACGAUUACUACACCAACUCUCCUUACGCUGAAGCAACAGCCUAUGGCCAUGCUGUUUGCAAUGCAGUGCUUUCGUUCACUGAUUGCGGUACUUGCAUAAGCUCUGCGAAGAGUCAGAUACUCUACAACUGUCCGAAUAGCAUCGGGGUUCAGAUGCAGCUUCAGGACUGUAGGAUGAGAUAUGAAAAUUACCCGUUCUCGGAAUAA